Molecule: messenger RNA, 2288 nt
Organism: Brienomyrus brachyistius
Lineage: Eukaryota; Metazoa; Chordata; Actinopteri; Osteoglossiformes; Mormyridae
Gene: kcna10a
Product: potassium voltage-gated channel, shaker-related subfamily, member 10a
Exons: 5
Coding region: 126-2288 (720 amino acids)
Biological process (GO): potassium ion transmembrane transport; protein homooligomerization
Cellular component (GO): voltage-gated potassium channel complex; membrane
Molecular function (GO): delayed rectifier potassium channel activity; protein binding
Source: RefSeq, a predicted model, not a curated record
UAGAGCAGCCAUGGAAACAUUUGCUGGUUAUUCAUUGGUUCUUUCAAACCUUUGCCACCCCUAUUCCACUGGCACAUGGCCUUACCUGUCUCCCUAAUCCUGGCCUAGGAGAUCUCAGGCACAGGAUGCAAGGGAGGGUGAGGGGGAUGGACGUGGCGCUGGUCAAAUUUGAAACCUUGAACGAUGUCAAGGUCGACAUGGGUGAGAGAGGAACACCGUCACCCCUGCAGAAGAAGACUUUCUUGUUGGAAGAUGGGUCUCAGUGCAGCCCAAGCCACAAGCGACCACAUACCCCUCAUCAGUCACCACACAGAGCCCGCCGGAGCAUAACUGCUAACCCAGAGAAACUGCAGCAGCCACUGUCGCCAACCAGGAGGGGGCGCCCGAGUUGCGCUAGCUUGAACUCCAACUGGAGGCUUCUGCUGAACAGUGAUGGGGCAGAAGGUGAGCGUCUCUUCGGCCAGCUGGCCACAGAAUACAGCGAGGAUCUGAUCAUGAACAGGCUAGCACUGGAUGAUAGCAAUCAGAAGGUCACCAUAAACAUUGCCGGCCUGCGUUUUGAGACGCGCCUUAAGACACUGGACCAGUUCCCGGAGACUUUGCUAGGGAAUCCCAGGAAAAGGACAAGGUACUUUGACCCCAUGAGAAAUGAGUACUUCUUUGAACGCAACAGACCCAGCUUUGAUGGAAUUCUUUACUACUACCAGUCCGGUGGCAAGAUCAGAAGACCAGCAAAUGUGCCUCUGGAGCUUUUUUCAGAUGAGAUCAUCUUCUUUGAAUUAGGCAGCGAGGCAAUGGAUCAGUUCCGGCACGAUGAAGGCUUCAUCAAAGAGAUGGAGGUGCCUUUGCCUUCCAGUGAGAUCCACCGGCAGUUGUGGCUUCUGUUCGAGUUCCCUGAAAGCUCCAACGCGGCAAGAGGCAUAGCAAUAGUGUCCAUCUUUGUCAUCAUCAUCUCCAUUAUCGUCUUUUGUCUGGAAACUCUACCAGAGUUUCGAGAUGACGUGGGGAUCUUUCCAACCUCCUUCCAGUUCUUCAACCACUCACAGAAAAUACCUAAAACCAUAGCUUCCACAUUCACCGAUCCCUUCUUCUUAAUCGAAACAGCUUGCAUCAUCUGGUUUUUCUUUGAGCUCUGCAUACGUUUCAUUGCCUGUCCCAGCAAGAAGGAUUUUUUCAACAACAUCAUGAACAUCAUAGACAUCAUCUCCAUAAUUCCCUACUUUGUCACCCUGGUGAUGGACAUAACAACCAACAUGGAUACUACCUCUACCCAGAACAUGUCUCUGGCCAUCCUUCGUAUUAUCCGCCUGGUGAGAGUCUUCCGAGUUUUCAAGCUGUCUCGGCACUCCAAAGGACUGCAGAUCUUAGGCCAGACGAUAAAGGCGAGCUUGCGUGAACUGGGCCUGCUCAUGUUCUUCCUCUUCAUCGGGGUCAUCCUCUUUUCCAGCGCCAUUUACUUUGCUGAGGCUGACGAGCCCAACACUCAGUUUAACAGCAUCCCGGACGGCUUCUGGUGGGCCGUGGUAACUAUGACCACGGUGGGCUAUGGAGACAUGUGCCCCAUCACCAUGUGGGGCAAGCUGGUGGGAACCCUGUGCGCAAUAGCUGGGGUGCUGACUCUCGCCUUCCCUGUACCUGUCAUCGUCUCCAACUUCAACUACUUCUACCACCGGGAGACAGAGCAGGAGGACAAGCUGCCCUUUCAGGACAAUGCAGAGGUGUCUGCCACCACCAACAGACCGGCCCUCGGCUUCCCCAUCCGAGACACCGUGGGGGUGGGAGGUGAGGUAGGGGUGGAAUCUGCGCCCCAGCCAGAAAAGCCGUCGAGGGAGGUGUCGCUGGAUGAUGUGACCUCCACCCCAUCUCCCCACGUGCAGCUUGAGUACCCCUACUCCCCCAUACUGCUGAAUCAUGCCGCAGGUGCUCUGACCGGGAGCGAGUCAACAUGGGAAACAAAGGAGAGAGCGGACGCUCCGGGGCAGCGGAACAGCGCCGGGCGCUUGUCUGCGGUGCACCUCGUGCAUCUGAGAGUGAAAGGGGACCGCAAGAGGGAGCUGGAAUGGGCCAGACGUGACCCCGAAAAGCGAUGCUGGUGUAGGAGCAAGCCUGAGGCGAUAGCGGCAAGGAAAAACUGCCUCUAUCAGGAAAAAAAGCUUGAGAGGAACCGAGACUCGGAAGGGGACCCCGUCCUCCUCUGGGCGACCGAGGAGAAACUGGCCUCACGUCUGGCUGCAGAUUUGAUUGAAUUGGUGAAAGGCUGUAGUCACACUCCCAUGAUGCUGAAUUAG